UUGGGGAGUCAUCUCAGAAGUGAGGCCAGCACAGACUGAGUGAGAGUGGUCCCAAAGUGGAAGGGUACCCAGGGAGGAAACCCUACAGUGAGGCCUAGGCUGGUCAGGGAGGCACCCCCCAUGGGGGAAGCCUCUCCCUGGUGGUCGUUGGAGCCAUGCUGUCCCGCAAGGGCAUCAUCCCUGAGGAAUAUGUGCUGACGCGACUGGCAGAAGACCCUGCGGAGCCCCGGUACCGUGCCCGUGAGCGGAGGGCCCGCUUCGUGUCCAAGAACGGCAACUGCAACGUGGCCCACAAGAACAUCCGGGAGCAGGGCCGCUUCCUGCAGGAUGUAUUCACCACGCUGGUGGACCUCAAGUGGCCGCACACGCUGCUCAUCUUCACCAUGUCUUUCCUCUGCAGCUGGCUGCUCUUCGCCAUGGUCUGGUGGCUCAUCGCCUUCGCCCACGGCGACCUGGCCCCUGGCGACCUGGCCCCCAGCGAGGGCACCAUUGUGCCCUGCGUCACCAGCAUCCACUCUUUUUCAUCUGCCUUCCUUUUCUCCAUUGAGGUCCAGGUAACCAUUGGUUUCGGCGGGCGCAUGGUGACUGAGGAGUGCCCACUGGCCAUCCUGAUCCUUAUAGUGCAGAACAUUGUGGGGCUCAUGAUCAAUGCCAUCAUGUUGGGCUGCAUCUUCAUGAAGACGGCGCAGGCCCACCGAAGGGCCGAGACUCUCAUCUUCAGCAAGCACGCGGUCAUCGCCGUGCGCCAUGGCCGCCUCUGCUUCAUGCUGCGUGUGGGCGACCUUCGCAAGAGCAUGAUCAUCAGCGCCACCAUCCGCAUGCAGGUGGUGCGCAAGACCACCAGCCCUGAGGGCGAGGUGGUGCCUCUCCACCAGGUGGACAUCCCUAUGGAGAACGGCGUGGGUGGCAACAGCAUCUUCUUGGUGGCUCCCCUCAUCAUCUACCACGUCAUCGAUGCCAACAGCCCACUCUACGACUUGGCGCCCAGUGACCUGCACCACCAUCAGGACCUCGAGAUCAUCGUCAUCCUGGAAGGUGUGGUGGAAACCACAGGCAUCACCACCCAAGCCCGCACCUCCUACCUGGCGGACGAGAUCCUGUGGGGCCAGCGCUUUGUGCCGGUUGUGGCCGAGGAGGAUGGCCGCUACUCCGUGGACUACUCCAAGUUUGGCAACACCGUCAAAGUGCCCACGCCACUCUGCACAGCCCGCCAGCUUGAUGAGGACCGCAGCCUGCUGGACGCCCUAACCCUCGCUUCUGCCCGUGGGCCACUGCGCAAGCGCAGCGUGGCCGUGGCCAAGGCCAAGCCCAGGUUUAGCAUCUCUCCGGAUUUCCUGUCCUGA
This is a messenger RNA of Pteropus alecto (black flying fox), 1343 nucleotides long. It is a transcript of the gene KCNJ11, whose product is annotated as potassium voltage-gated channel subfamily J member 11. NCBI's taxonomy places the organism in Eukaryota, Metazoa, Chordata, Mammalia, Chiroptera, Pteropodidae. Bases 156 to 1343 code for a protein of 395 amino acids. The record is from RefSeq and is a predicted model, not a curated record. Gene Ontology annotation, molecular function: ATP-activated inward rectifier potassium channel activity. Gene Ontology annotation, cellular component: plasma membrane. Gene Ontology annotation, biological process: potassium ion import across plasma membrane; regulation of monoatomic ion transmembrane transport. The transcript has a single exon.